GCCACUUUGAACGUCGAACUUUGUGUCAGCGCCUUGUCUGCUGACGACUUGUGGCAGGAUGUCAGCGCAACGGACGAGCAAGAUCAAGGCGGACGACGACUUGCCCGCGCCAGGAUCAAAGUCGGAGCACAGUCCCAAGAGAGGGACACGUCAAGGCCGACUGAUCACUCAACGCAGCUUGCUCGCCGCGGUCGGCUGUCUUGUCGCCCUGCUAUUCCUCACGUUUGCGUUAGGGGUCUAUCCCUUUGAUCUCAAGCACGAGUUCCAUCCGAUCCACCGCAGUCGACCCCAUUUCAAGAAAGUACCCAGGUAUAGCAAGGAACAUCGAUUCAGACCGGCCGCAUCGCCCGUCAUCACGCAGAAAGCCAGCUUCGGGCGCGUCAAGCUACACGGUGAAUAUGUCACCAAGAAGAGCCGCUGGUCUUAGGCUUGCACGGUCCACGGCGCUCGUUUCUGCACGCCACCCACAUCGCUACACACUGUAUGAUUGCACUGUUGGUACACUACAAAACGCAUCAUUACCUCUCGUGUCGCUUCUUGCCAAGUCCCGGCUUUUGCGUGCUCUUCGAAGCACAGUCUUCCUUGCAACGUGACACCAGCUUACUGUGCUCAUCGGCUGAUGCUGUCAGAGCUUCGGCAACGCUUCAGGCCGCUUUGGUCGCCUCUUUCUGAGCAGCUUUCUUUCGACCCGUCCGGACGAGGACGAGCCCAACGAAGGCACCCGCUCCACUGAGGCCGACAAUGAGCAACACGAGCGGUAUCCUGAUAGCCCAGACGCGU
This is a messenger RNA of Mixia osmundae IAM 14324, 780 nucleotides long. RefSeq lists its product as uncharacterized. NCBI's taxonomy places the organism in Eukaryota, Fungi, Basidiomycota, Mixiomycetes, Mixiales, Mixiaceae. The record is from RefSeq and is a predicted model, not a curated record. The coding region runs from base 59 to 427 and encodes 122 amino acids. The transcript is spliced from 3 exons.